CUCCCCUUGCCGGAGCCACUCCUCUCCCCCGGCCUCCCUGGCGGGCCCGGGGGCGUGGGGCGAGGCGGAGAGCCGGCCAAGGGGGAGGUGGCCCCUCCGGCAAACCCAGAAGGAGGCGAGGCUGCUGUCAGUGGCGCCGGGGGGAGCGGGGACGGGGAGGAGCCGCGCCGAGGGGAAGGAGGGGGCGACCCUGGGCUGGCAAGCAGUCGCCGCCCCUCCGCCCCUCCGCCCGCCCUGCCUGCCGUGGAAGCCGCGGCGCCGUCUGCUCCGGCUCUUCUCCUCUCCGGCGGGGCUCGGAGGGGACGAUGCAUCGGGCGGUGCUCUCCCUGGCGGCUCUGCUGGGCAGCCUCCUCCUCUGCCUCUGCCUCGCCUGGCUCUCCGCCGACGGGUCCAGCGGGGCCAGGGGCUGGGAGAAGGAGCUCCGGGCCACGACGGCGGAGAGCAGCCCCCGGGUCAUGAUGAUGAUGAUGAGGUCCCUCCGGUCGCCCACCGCGCCCCUCCCGCGCCCUCCCACCGGGUCGCUCGCCCCCAACAGAACACCUUCUAAUCAAACGGGGACUCAGAAGUCUGAGCAAGUCUCAAAAUGCAAAGAAACGUGGAACAACAAUUGGUCAUCAUCUAUCAAGAAGAAAAGGUAUUCUGAAGACUAUUAUUUGCAGAUAGUUGGGAAAUUACAGAACUGCACGUGGAAGAAGAGACCACAAGAAUAUGCCAAAUUCAGGUCAGAACUUACUUCCUGCUGUGAUGCCAUUCACAACUUUAUCUCUUCUCAAAAUAAUACCCCACUGGGAAGCAAUAUGAGUUAUGAAGUGGACAAUAAGAAAACCAUUCAUAUCACUGAGGAAAUAUUCAAAAUGCUACCUGAGUCACAGCCUCUGGAUUAUCCUUUCAAACAAUGUGCAGUGGUCGGUAAUGGCGGGAUUCUGAAGAACUCCAACUGUGGAGCUGAGAUUGACAAAUCAGACUUUGUAUUUAGGUGUAAUCUUCCCCCGACUGAGGGAAGUGUCAGUCAAGAUGUGGGCAAUAAGACAAACCUUGUGACUGUCAACCCGAGCAUCAUAGCUCAGAAGUAUAAUAAACUGAAUGAAAAGAAAGCCACUUUCCUGGAAAACAUUGCAAGCUAUGGAGACGCGUUCCUUUUGUUACCAGCUUUCUCCUUCAGGAGCAACACUGCCACUUCGUUCAAAGUACACCACACUCUGAGAGAGUUCAGUGCAAAGCAGAAGGCCAUCUUUUUCUACCCCAGAUACCUCAAAAAUCUAGCUCAGUUCUGGAGGACUAAGGGCGUCAAAGCUUACCGGCUGUCAUCGGGUUUUAUGAUCACCAGUGCCGCUGUGGAACUGUGUGAGAAUGUGAAGCUGUAUGGCUUCUGGCCUUUCUCAAAAAGCAUAGCAGGCAAUCCUAUAAGCCACCACUACUAUGACAACCAGCUACCUAAGCCUGGAUUCCAUGCGAUGCCCAAAGAGUAUAACCAAAUUCUCCAGCUCCAUGGAAGAGGGAUCCUCAAGCUACAGCUUGGCAAAUGUCACACUGAGUAGGCCAAGAUAUAGAAAAUAUGUGUACACCCUUGUGGCUUGAUGUUGGAUUUGAUCAAAUGUCAACUUGUGAGCAUUAAUUUGUGCCGUUAUGAUCAGAAAUAUUUUGCACUUAAAGAUGGUGGUCUUAUUUCUUUUUCUGGUAGUUAUAGUGAUGUCUGUGAUUUUAGAUUCUUGAAAUCUGACUUUUUUUAACCUAGACAAAAAUUUUCAUACCCCAGAAUUCCCUCUAUAAGAUAACAAAGCACAAUCUCAGGAUAGUUGCUGUCAAUAAUGGAAAGGUCUUGCUUUUUCGGUGUUAUAUUUGUAAAUAUAUUUACUGUUUCAUUUAUGCCAUCUAAGAUGGUAGAAGGUUGAAUGUCUUUGUAUGCUGCUGUUUGACUGCAACCUUUUGGCUGGUCUGCAAAGAAUUAUGCUCGGUUAGACAUUCAAUCAUGUGAUUCCUCCACUUCUAUUCUGAAGCAGUACAAUCCACACAGUUAUAACAGAAGCCAUAGAAGAUUGGUGAACUGCUACAUAAAAGUGAACGAGAUACUAAUGUUCAGAAACAAUCUGUGACCAGAGGGAAAUUCACCCUAAAAUGGGGAGAGGUGCCAUUUCAGGGUGAAUGGCUCCUCCCUGAUCAUGGAUUGUCCCUGAACUUCAGUACUUCAUUCACUAUUUUAUGCAACAGCUCAACAAUCUUUUAUAACAGUUACUUAGUUAUACAGUAUGUAUGUAUGUAAUUAAGUAAUAUCUCCUGGUCUUGACCUCCUGAGCUCACCUUAACAGCCAGCGGUCACAAUGAGCAGAGUACAAAAAAGAUGGAUUUUCCAUGGAUGUAUUCACCAAAAAGAAAAGCUACAAUAAAAUAUUAUGAUUUGGAAUACAACUUCUGAUUCCUACAUCCUUGCUUGCUGUUGGAAGGAGCUGGAAACAUCACCCUAUUUGUUUGUUUAUUUUUCUUAUGUCCUGCUUUUCUCCCGAAUGGGACUCAAAGCGGUACAUAAUAUAAAUGAAAAUAAAACUAAAACAAUAUGGAAUACAGAAAUGUAAAAAAACACCUCUGCUGUUUCCUCCGAGCCUGAGAAGUUGGUUGGAUGGAGAGAACAUCAUCUCCUGAAAAUUGUGGAUUUUGUAUGAGGAGCAAUAGGAUUUCAAAUAGUUUGGAUCCAAGCUUUAUAGAUAAAAAUCUUGCUACCCAGUGCAGUUGCUGGCAGUGAGCUGGGGAUGGGCAUUUUGCCACAAUCAUAGCUUCAUAGUAUGUAGUGUACUGUAUACAAGUAUGUAUGAAUCUUGAUGGUUUUUGUAGUGAAUCAUGUUUAAUUACAUUCCAAGGGGCAGACUUUUCCAACAUCAGUUUUGUGACAUCAUCAGAAUACUCAGAAGUAGUUUUGCUAGUUCCUUCCUCUGAAAUACAAUGUCCUACACAGUCCAAGUCCUACCCAGGGAUGAUCCUACUUAGCUUCCAAGAUCAAACAAGAUCUGGUGCCUUUCUGGUAUUUAGGCCUAAGGAGAUACAUCUAAAGCUAUUUUAUAUAUGUUUUCCAGAAAAUAAUUCAUAUUAGGCUCUUAAAUUUAAAUUCCUAAUCUUCUUUUCAUCAAACUACCUAUUAGAAUUAAAUUAUUAACAGGUCUUGAUUAAAUUUCUUUCUAUUAACAGGAGCCAAGGGAGAUUAACUUACAUAAUGCAAUCAAAUAAAAACAGUGGUAUACCCCCUGGGCACCAUUUCCAGAAAAUUUAUGGAAUUCUAUUAAUCUAACAAGGAAAAUAUCUGCAGAAGCUGGGUAAUAAAUUUCUGGACUAAGUGGCUCAAUGGGAAAAAAGAAAGAGGUAGGGCUCUGUAGUAAUAUUCAGUUGUAGAUGAUAUUCAUUGACGUUCACAAACUGGACUCUCCUUUGUCUACCAUGCAAAAAACCAUCUAUCACCCAUGAUUGGGAGGAGGAUGACUUCUGUUAAGCUUGGAGUUUGAAAUAGUUGCUUUUUGGACUUCAACAGCCAGGUUUCUUCAGUUAGCAUGAGCCAUGAACUUCAAAAGCAUUUGUAAAGAGACUUUUGAGCUUAGGGGAACAAUAUUUUCAGAAUACUUUGGCUAUUAUUGCCAUUGGUAGUGCUCACUAUGAAUUUCUAAGUGUCAUGGUCCAAAAAAUUCACUCAAUUUGUUAUCUUAUGAUUAUAUUCAGGCACAAUUAAUGCUACCGCACAGCAGUUUUGAAGUGGAACAUAGACCAAUAGAUAUGUAGUUUGCAUCAAUGGCGUGGCAAUGAGUUUUGGAGGAAGUCAUGAUAAACCUCAUAGAUGUUCUCCAAAGAAAGUUUAAAAAUGCAAACAACAUAAUGAUAAAUUGUGGCUGGGAAAAUAUUUCCCUUUCCUCACAAUUGAGAGACAAAAGACAAACUUGUAUAGGAAGACACAGGAAGUACUGGGCUUGAAAACAAAACAAAAUAGGGCUUCCCUUGGAAGCCCUAGAGCUGCUACACCACAGUUUGCAUAUUCUGUUUUUUUUCCUCUUGCUUGUUGCAGUUUUUGGAAUUCAUGUCAUCAGCUGCAAAACUAAUUAUUAUUAUACAGGGAUCCAUCAUAGCAGAUAGCUUGAUGGAUCUAGGUAGAAUCCUGUGUGUGCCAUGUUGAUAUAGCUCUAGUUAAUUUUAGGUAAAUUAUGGAAGGGAGGUAUCCAGUACCUCUUUGCGCAACUCCCCUUGCCCUGGGCUUACAACAGCAGAUGGGAUCCUUCAGGAAGCAUCUCCAUCUUGUGGGAACCAAACAAUGUUCUGGCUACUGUCCUAUUACACAUCCAGGAGCUGAGAGGGAAGAAGGACCCCCAGCCCCAGGGGAAUAACAUACAUACAAUGGUAGAGAUUUAAUGGCAUAAUACAAUGGUAGAGAUUUAGUGCUCUGGCUGUCUGUUGGAUCUUGACCAGCCUUGUCAAGUCAGGACUAUUCCCCAUGCCAAGAUUUCAGGCCUACAAUUGACUCCUUAUAAUUCACAGGGGACUAGCAUUAGUUGUGUUAUAAGGAUGAUAUUACAAAAGACAGCCUCUCUGAUGCCACUAAAUAUUGCACAUCCAUUGCAACUGCACGAAGUUGGCUAUUCAAAUGAAAAACAUCAGUUGAGAUUCUACAUCAGCGGUAUAGUUAUACUUGAUGUUCUGACCCAACCCUGAAACUCACCUUAAUAAGUCAGUCUGCCAUCCUAAGCAAUAGAGUUUUAUGAUGUGACAAGCCUCCCCCACUAGUGAGUGACAGUGCAAACAGGAACCCCUGCCAAGUCCAGUCAUAGCUCUUUGUCACUGUUUCUGGUGGGAGAGAGCUGGUCACAUCAGUUGACAUUCUCUUGCUCAGCAUAAUCACUGUAUUUGGUAUGAUGGACUCACUUUUAGGGUAAAUAGGUUUGUAUGGCAAUGGUACCAUGCUUGUAAAUGUGAAGUAGUUAUGCAGUUGUAAGUAUGUUGUUACUAACUUAAUAAGCCAUCAGAUACCAAGUCUAUUAAAGGAGAUAGAUAGAUGAUAGAUAGAUAGAUGAUAGACUGUACAAGGCAAUACAGCUGCUUUGAGAUUCUUUCACCUCACUGAAAUGACUGGAGAAGAGGAUUCAAGCUCUGAGGUCUAGAAAUCAUAAUUUCAGUCUUGGAAUCCAUUUAUUUCUAAGUACUCUUAAUUUUUAAAGACUUUUGAUACUUAAUGACUUCAGCCUGUGUCUGAUUUUAAAACUGUUUUGUUUUAAUUUGUCAAAUUAUUUGAUAUGCCUUUAGUCUGUUGAUCUUCUACUGUUUACAUUUCAAAUCGUUUUAAAAUGUUCUUUAUUACUUUUACUUGUACACCAUCCUGAGAUCUCAUAACAGAGGACCGAACAUAAAUAUUUUAAUAAAAUAAAUGUUUAAAGACCUAUGUGCAGAUGUGGAUGUGGGGAAAUGAGCUGCAGAGAGCUUUUUAGCAAUGGAAAUCUGCCUGGCCUUGGGCAAGUCAACUUCUCUCCUCUUAACCUACUGCCUGCUUCUUGGAGUUUGGGGGAAAAUACUUUUGUACCUUGGCCUCUUUCCUCUUGAAGUAAGUAUCAUCUGAUAGUCCUGCCAUCAGUCCUGUAGAAUAUAUACUUAUUCAUAGCAUGUUCCAUUCCCCUGGGAUUUGCAAUGGAAGGAGUACCAAAGAUCACCAUGUUAUGAUACAGUACUUUAAAAUGAAAGUUCAUGAAGAUUAGGACUAUCAGUGACAAGCUAGAGGUGGAAAUAAUGGCUGUUAUUCCAGAGCAUUUACUUAGCUACAUUAUCAGAAUUCCCUGGGUAGGUAGUGUCUACCAUCUUGAUCUCCCAAUCUGGAUCUGUGGUCCAAUUGAGUGGGAUGCAGUUUCAUCCCAUCCACCCCCUAAGUGAUUUACAGAUAACAUUCAUAAGUAGGAUCCUUGUCAUAAUUGUCCUUUGCAUUAAAGAUCCCUCUUGGGAAAGGGGUGAAAAUGUCAACCCUUAAACCUUUUAAGCAGAGAGCCAAUUCACAGCCCCUCAGACAGUUGUGGGGGGCGGACUAUCAUUUUUUUAAUUAAAAAAACCCCCAUGAACGAAUCUCUAUGCACACUGCACACAUCUUAUUUGUAUUAAAAAAAAAACCACGAAAGAACAAUACAAUAUUUAAAACGAAGAACAGUUUUCACCAACAUAAACUCGCCAGUAUUUCAAUGGGAAGUAUGGGCCUCCUUUUGGCUGAUGAGAUAUUAAAGUUAAUUAGGAUUGUUGUUGUGUGUCUUUAAGUCAUUUUGGACUUGGGGUGACCCUAAGUCCAAAUUUUAGAGCAGGACCAGGUAAAGUACCUUGGAGGGCCACAUCCGGCCUGCGGACUUUAGUUUGGUGACCUUUUAUCUAUUGCUUGUCAAUCGACAGAAGGACAAAUAUCUGUUGGUUGCAGCACCCGCUACCUGUAACUGGAUUAGAGGAGGUUCACAAUCCCUUACUCUAUUUUUUUUGUGUCAGGAGCAACCGGAGUUGCUUCUGGAGUGAGAGAAUUGGCCGUCCGCAAGGACGUUGCCCAGGGGAUGCCCGGAUGUUUUGAUGUUUUACCAUCCUUGUGGGAGGCUUCUCUCAUGUCCCCGCAUGGAGCUGGAGCUGAUAGAGGAAGCUCAUCCGCGCUCUCCCCGGGUGGGAUUCGAACCUGGCAGCCUUCAGGUCAGCAACCCAACCUUCAAGUCACAAGGCUUUUAUCCCCUAGGCCACUGGAGGCUCCUUCCUUACUCUAUUGAUUACAUAGGAACACAAACCAGUUGCAAUUGUGUAAGUCUAGCAAUACGCAUCUGUAACUGUGAUCAUAAAUUCUAGCCAAUAUUUGUUGCUAUUUCUUCCUAUGCAUCAAAAUUAUGUUUCUGAGAUUUGGGAAGAAUAAUAGACCUGUGACAAUCUUGCACAAUUUACUUCUAGUAUUAAAAAAAACAAAAAACUAAAGUGUUGUGAAAAAUAUUAUGAAUCUUUGCACAUAACCUGUUUUCGGCAUAAAACUCUUUUUAAAAGGAAACCUUUCUUGUGCAAAACCCAGAUUUUUUUACAUUAAAAAAAUCCCCAACAUGUUUUCCAUGCAUCACUUUGGGAUAUUUGAAAUUGGGGAGAAUCCUAAGAAUCCUUUUUUCCUGCGGUUGGGAAGAAUGAUUCAUCCCUGUACACAAUAUAAUAGGCAAGGAUAUGCAUCCCUAUGACUGCCUGCUGCUUGUAAUCCAUAUCAUCCAUUCCUUGCCUCUUUGAUCAAAGGCAGUAUGUUUCUGGAUCUGUGGCAGCCAGUGGGUGCUGCUGAAUAUGUUCUGGAUUUAGUCUGAACUGUACAGGUUCAGAGCCCUAAAAGAGAUUUGGUACAUAGGAUGCUCCUUUAAAGUUCAGUGGAUUCACCAUCCCACUGACAUGGCCUCAAAUGUUAGCUUCAUAUUCUCAUCACUGGGCAUUAUGAGUGUUGAGGGUACUAUUACCUAUGUAUCCUGCUAUGAAGCUCUAUAAUGAAACAUUGAGCAAGAGAGACUUUUGGGCAAAAUCACCAUGGCUCUUCUUAUAUUCUUAACCCUAACAUUGGAAUAUGUAUUAAUCAACACAAACACCACACUCUUGUGCAGAAGGAAAACACACAAAGACACACACAUCCCCAGAGGGGUCUUUGCGAGGAGUCCAUGCCCAUAAUGUUCCUCAAGGUACAUCUCACAUGGAACAGCAACCGGCAAUUUGCAAUCAUUAUGUAAAAUUGCUUUUGUUUUAAAGAUCAUUUGAGCACAAAGAACUGUUUCAGCCUAUGACACACUUGGAUUCUCUUUUGUUUUGCCAUUUUUUCUUAAAAGAUUAGGGGUUUAUGGAUGAGUGUAUUGGGGAGAUGUUGGAUUUGGGGUAUUUUAUACCUGACAGUUCUAGUCCUCCUCACUUAUUGGCUCCAAAGAGAGCUUGGAAUUCAUGGUUUGGACCACAACUCCCAAAACUCCCCAACCCUGAUGUGGUUUUAAGAUGCAACUCGAGAUCUAAACUUCUACAACCAUCCCUAUAUUGGACAAAGUCAUUAAUUCUUCUGACAGUGUAAUGUUAGGAUGUUCGAUGAUUAUUCCUCUGCCUUUUUGCCUAAAAUCUCUUUUCAGUGUAUUGCCAUCUGGCAUUUGAUGCUGUAAAAUCUAAAUGUGAUAUUAUUGUCUAUUUCAAAUUGCUAAACAUCUGACUAUAUUUGUGUAUGAAUAAGUCUCUUUUAGUGCAAUGUAUCGGGAAGAGUGCUGUGCCAUUCUUCCAUUUUAAAUUUUAUUGUAUUACUAGGUCAACUUUAGUCAUUGCCCAGAUGAUAUCAUGGAUGUUUUGUACUACAGAUGAAUUGCCUCCAGGUCAACAGCUCUUUGCUUCCAUGGUUAUGAUGUAUAAGGUGUUGCAUUAUCUAGAUGUGAAUUGGAUUUUAUUUUUCUGCCAUUUUGCCUGGAUCGUUUUAAAAAAACCUCAUAUGAGUAUCUUCUGCCUGAUCAUUCACAUGCCUUCAUCCAAAUCAUGAUGACUGCAGUCUCAAGCAUACUUCCUCCAGAACGAACCUCAUUGGACACAGUUGAGCUGACUUUUGAGUAAAAAGGCAUACAGUUGUGUUGAAAGUCAUGGAAUAAGUCAUCCACAAUUUCUCUUGCUUCCUACAUUGCAAUGAAGAAAAUAUUCCAGGAUAAUAAACCUGGAUACAGGAAAGUUGGAAGAAUCACUGUGAAAUAAAUAAAUGGAGGUUUCUUGUAAACUCUCCUGAUGAUAAUUUUGGAAACAUCUGCUUAUGUAAAGGUUUGUAUUACUGCAGAACUGGGCAUUGUAAUGUAAUUCUGUUAUUACACGAUUAUGAUUAUUUUGCUAUUUUUGGUGCAUUCUGUUUUAAUUGGUGUUGUGAGCUGCUGUGUGUCCUACUGUGGUAGAAAAGUGAGACAUUAAAUUAAUUCAGUUCCCCAAUGGAUAUUAUCCACCAUAGAGGGUCAUAAUCCGCAAUGCUAGUCAGACACUGCUCCGCUUUUCAUGGAAUCAUAGAGUUGGAAAGAAUACACACACAUAGCACUUUGGAAACAGAUGGACACCCAGCCUCUGUUUAAAAAAUUUCCAGCGGAGACUUGAUCACAUUAAAAGUCAAUGUUUUCCACUGUUGAAUAGCUCUUACUGUUAGGAAGUUCUUCCUAAUGUUUUGGUGGAAUAUAAUGUAUUGCAGUUUGAAUUCAUUGUUCUACAUCCUUGUUUCUGGACCAGCAGAAAACAAGCCUACUCCCUCCUUAAAAUGACAUCCCUUCAUGUAUUUAAAUGCUAGCUAUAAAGACCCCUCUUUUCCAAGCUAAACGUAGAGGUUUUUCACUUUAAAAGCACAAAAUAAUUUCUGUGUCUCCUAGAGGGCAAAAAGAGCGCCCCCCCCCCCAGGAUAGGAGCAGGUUAAAGUCUGAGCUACCCCCAAUAUUUUGCUGCCCACAGUUUCUCAAGUCAAAGAACGUAAUACCUCAAAACGUAAUACCUUUUCCCUGACAUUAAGUCUAGUUGUGUCCGACUCUGGGAUUUGGUGCUCAUCUCCAUUUCUAGGCCGAAGAACUGGUGUUGUCCGUAGACACCUCCAAGGUCAUGUGGCUGGUAUGACUUCAUGGAGCACCAGAGUGGUACCUAUUAAUCUACUCACAUGUUUUCAAACUGCUAGGUUGGCAGAAACGGGUUAACAGCGGGAGCUCACCCCACUCCCUGGAUUCGAACCGCCAACCUUUCAGUCAGCAAGUUCAGCAGCUCAGUGGUUUAACCCGCUGCGGGCUCCACCGGGGCCUUUAUACAACAUUCAUACAAAUUAUGCUGCACAAAGUGUCCACUUGAUUCUACUUAAUAUUAGAGUUGGUUCUGCCUCAUCACAUGGCAUAUCAGGUAGGAAAGCAUAAGUGAGAUGGGACUGGGAUAAUCAAUAUAUAGCCCCCCCCAAAAAAAAAAUCCUUAUGGGAGCUUAAAUACCCUAAAGGCAUCAGAUCUUAGAAGUUAAGCUAGGUCAGCUCUGAUGAAUACUUGGAUAGGAAACUGGUGCCAAUGGAUUCCAGGUGCUAUAGGCUAUAUAUUGCAGGAAGGAAUUGUGGAAAACCACUCCUGAGUAUUCCUUGCCUAUGAAAGUCAUGGGGUUGCUAUAAGUCAACAGGUGACUUGGGGUCUUUCCACACAGACAUAUAACCCAGAAUAUCCACAAUAUCUGCUUUGAACUGGUUUAUCUGAAUCCAUACUGCCAUAUAACCCAGAUCAAUGGGGAUUUUAUGCAACUGUGUGGAAGGGGCCUUGAAGGCACAUAUAUAAUGCACAAGUACUUCUGAACUGGAUUUGUAAAGGAAGUCUCCUGUCAAUGUUCCUGAUUGUACCGGAUUAGCUAAAGAAGAACUAAGACAAGAUAACUUUUGCAUUGUUUCAGUGCAGGUGGCAUGUUUGAUUUUUUUUUAAUUGCUUCUCUUGUUUAAGUAGCACAGACAUGUUAACAGGUCUUGAGGAAUUACUCUUAAGCAUCCUGAAUGAAGACAAAUUGCUACUUUGCUGUCAGGACCAGUAAACUUUUUGUUUAAAGGAUGACUCUCAUUAAACUCUGCUGGAAAACUCUCA
Molecule: messenger RNA, 10575 nt
Organism: Anolis carolinensis (green anole)
Lineage: Eukaryota; Metazoa; Chordata; Lepidosauria; Squamata; Anolidae
Gene: st8sia6
Product: ST8 alpha-N-acetyl-neuraminide alpha-2,8-sialyltransferase 6
Exons: 9
Coding region: 306-1538 (410 amino acids)
Biological process (GO): N-glycan processing; oligosaccharide metabolic process
Molecular function (GO): alpha-N-acetylneuraminate alpha-2,8-sialyltransferase activity
Source: RefSeq, a predicted model, not a curated record